This is a messenger RNA of Prunus avium (sweet cherry), 2938 nucleotides long. The record is from RefSeq and is a predicted model, not a curated record. NCBI's taxonomy places the organism in Eukaryota, Viridiplantae, Streptophyta, Magnoliopsida, Rosales, Rosaceae.
UCAUCCAACUAGUUUAGGGUUUGAAGCCACAGUGUGCUUCCAGCUAUUUAGGGUUUUUAUCCUCCCCACCUGAUUUGCUGAGCGCCUGAACAUUUCUAGGAUCGGAAUUCAUCCAAUCCACCUCGGCUCUUGAGGCUCCAAAAGCCCAUCCUUCCGAAUCAAAGCCUUUGCUUAAAAGAUUCAUGCCUUUUGAGUUUCGUCAUUGAUAGAUACGAGCUUUUGUAUAUACAAGCGUGGGUGAGUUUGUGAGCAAGUGAGAGAGAGGGAGAGUAUUAAAUGGGGAAAUCAGGGGGCAGAAAGAAGAAGGGAGCUUCAAACCAAGUUUCUAGUGAUGGAAAUUCAUCUCCAAUGGCUAAUGGUGGUGUUGAUUUGGACUCUUCAGUCUUUUUGAAAAGAGCACAAGAGCUCAAAGAAGAAGGGAACAAGAGAUUUCAGAGUAAGGACUAUGUGGGUGCUCUUGAGCAGUAUGAUAAUGCUCUUAAGCUCACUCCUAAGAUUCACCCAGACAGGGCGGUUUUUCAUAGCAAUAGAGCCGCUUGUUUGAUGCAAAUGAAGCCUAUAGAUUAUGAAACUGUGGUUGCUGAAUGCACCAUGGCGCUUCAGGUUCAGCCCCGGUAUGUCCGGGCUCUCCUUCGGAGGGCUCGUGCAUUUGAGGCGAUAGGGAAGUAUGAAAUGGCAAUGCAGGAUGUUCAGGUGUUAUUGGGAGCUGACCCAAAUCACCGGGAUGCUUUGGAGAUUGCCCAGCGGUUGCGGACAGCACUUGGGCCUCGUCAGGAGGCUCAGCAGGACCUCCAUAGCCGCCCGUCCCCUGCUGCCCUUGGGGCUUCCGCAGUUCGCGGUGCUCCAAUUGCUGGGCUGGGGCCUUGUUUACCAGCCCGGCCAGCAGCAAAGAAGGCAGCUGCUUCAGCUGGGGGUUCUGGUUUAUCCCAAAUUAACAGGCCAGAGAAGCCACAAACAGUUCUACCGGCUGAGAAUGGACCUGAGCCCAAAACCCAGAUGCCAAAACUUGUAUUGAAGCCCACAAAUGCUUCUUCAAAAUCUCCUAAUCCAAGUAAGGCUAACCAGAAGGAGCCAUCAUCAGUUUCAUUGUCCAUUCAUGGGCAGCGUUCUGAGGCUGCAAAUCGAUGGAGACCGUUGAAGCUUGUUUAUGAUCACGACAUAAGGCUUUCACAAAUGCCUGUUAAUUGCACUUUCAGAGUGUUAAGGGAAGCUGUAACGAAACGCUUUCCAUCAUCAAAGUCAGUUUUGAUCAAGUAUAAGGAUAAUGAUGGUGAUUUGGUGACUAUAACCUCUACAGCUGAACUUAGGUUGGCUGAGUCUUGUGCAGACAGGGUCAUUCCAGAAUACCCUGAAAUAGAUAAAGCUGACUCGAUUGGAAUGUUGAGAUUGCAUAUUGUGGACGUGACUCCUGAGCAGGAACCACCUUUGUUGGAAGAAGAGGAGGAAAAAGCUGCCGAAAACGAGGGGAUCAAGGAAGAUGAAAGCAAUUCUAAUUCAUCACUUAGUGAAUCUGUUUUGGAAGCUGGUGAUUAUGAAACUGACAAGGUGGAGAAAGAAGCUCAAAAGGAGAAACCAGGAGCCUCAGAAGAUCCUGAGUGCAAGGAAUUGGAAAUGGAUGAUUGGUUGUUUGAGUUUUCUCAGCUUUUCCGCAGCCAUGUCGGUAUUGAUCCAGAUGCUCACAUUGAUUUGCAUGAGCUUGGAAUGGAGCUUUGUUCUGAGGCCCUUGAAGAGGCAGUAACUAGUGAAGAAGCUCAGGGUCUUUUUGACAAGGCUGCCUCAAAGUUCCAGGAGGUGGCUGCAUUGGCUUUCUUUAAUUGGGGAAAUGUUUAUAUGUGUGCGGCAAGGAAAAGGAUUCCCUUAGAUGAGUCUGCUGGAAAGGAGGUAGUGGAAUCACAGCUUCAAACGGCUUAUGACUGGGUCAAGGAAAAGUAUUCCUUGGCCAGAGAGAAAUAUGAGGAGGCACUGUCGAUCAAGCCAGACUUUUAUGAGGGGCUGCUGGCCCUGGGGCAGCAGCAAUUUGAAAUGGCCAAACUUCAUUGGUCAUUUGCACUUGCUAAGAAAAUAGAUCUCUCAAGUUGUGAUUCCACAGAAAUGCUGAACCUUUUUGACAGUGCAGAGGAGAAGAUGAAAGUUGCCACUGAGAUGUGGGAGAAGCUGGAGGAGCAGAGAGCAAAGGAACUAAAGGAUCCAAGUGCAAGCAAGAGAGAAGAAUUGUUGAAAAAAAGGAAAAAACAAGGAAGCGGUAAUGAAGGAGAGUCCUCUGGAGCAUCUGGUCAGGGUGAGAUUUCGGCAGAUGAAGCAGCAGAACAGGCAGCUGUUAUGAGAUCACAGAUCCAUCUUUUCUGGGGUAACAUGCUUUUUGAGCGAUCUCAGGUUGAAUGCAAAUUGGGGUUGGAUGGUUGGAAGAAAAACCUGGAUGCUGCUGUCGAGCGCUUUAAGCUUGCUGGAGCUUCUGAGGCUGACAUUUCAUUGGUUUUGAAGAACCAUUUCUCCAAUGGCGAUGGAGUUGAGGGAGAUGGGAAAAAGGUUCAGAAUUUAGGCAGUGACGUACCUGUUGAAGCCAAUAAAGACAAUGAGAUUCUUUCAGGGAAGUGAGAUAAUUUAUUUUAAUGGUGGCUUCCGUGAAUAAUCUUCAAUUUGUGCUUGUUAAUCAUGAGAAUAAACUGGAGAGAGGAAGUGCUUUAGUUUUCUGUACUGAAUGGAGGAAUGCUGGAAUUCUUUUUGUUCAGUUCUGAAAGAUUGGGUGCCAGAAUAUGCAGCUGUGUACUCAACAAGAUUUUGGGCAAUGUUCUUAUGGUAAAGAUUACAUGUUGUAAACAUUUUUUUUCGCAAGGCUGAUGAGUUUUAAGUGUCAACUUUAUGUGCGUAGGGUCUUAGUUUUAGCUUGCCGCUCCACUUCAGUGCAGUGUGGUUUAUAAAUGCUAAUCUUUAUUUUUAC